AUGAGGUUCGUUCCAUUCGUUGCGCUCGCUGCGCCUGUCCUUGCCCAGGUCGGUCCCAAGCCAAACCCAAACACAAAGCCCGGCAAGCCUCCAAAGCCUGACGACAAGCCUAAGAAGCUCGUCACUCCCAAGGAUCUGAUCAAGGACAUCAAACUUGAGGAUCUGCUCAAGGGCUCCCAAAAGCUCCAAGACAUUGCCGACGAAGCUGGCGGUAACCGUGCUUUUGGUGGCACAGGGCACAACGCGACCACCGAAUGGUUGUACCAGACUUUGUUGGCCACUGGUUACUAUGACGUGUACAAGCAGCCAUUCGUUGAGCUUUUCACCGCUGCUACGACCAAGUUCACUGCUGGUGGUGAAGAGAUUCCCGUCUCUUACAUGACCUUUGGCCCCUCUGGCGAUGCCACUGCCAACAUUGUCAAGGUUAACAACCUGGGAUGCGCCGCCGAAGACUACCCCGCUAGUGUUUCUGGCCAACACGCACUCGUCUCCCGAGGCACAUGUACUUUUGCCCAAAAGUCUACCCUGGCCAAGGCUGCUGGUGCUGUAGGCGCGCUCAUCUACAACAAUGAGCCAGAGCAGCCCCUCUCAGGUACUCUUGGAGGUGCAGGUGACUACGCUCCUACUGUCGGUAUGACCAAGGAGGCUGGAGAGUCUCUCAUUGCUAAGCUUGGAAACGGCACUACACUUGAGGGAACCCUCUUCAUCGAUGCCAUCCAGGAAAACCGCACCAACUACAACGUCAUUGCUGAGACAAAGGAGGGCGACCACAACAACGUUCUCAUGAUUGGUGGCCACACCGACUCCGUCUUCCAGGGUCCUGGUAUCAACGAUGACGGAUCUGGUACUAUUGGUACUCUGGUUACUGGUCUUGCUCUCACCAAGUACAAGAUCAAGAACGCCGUUCGUCUUGGUUUCUGGGGCGCCGAGGAGUUUGGCAAGCUUGGAUCCUUCUACUACAUGAAGACCAUCAACGGUACUUUCGGCGGCAGCACCGCAGAGGCUAACAAGAUCCGUGCCUACCUCAACUUCGACAUGAUUGCCUCGCCCAACUAUGUCCUCGGUAUCUACGAUGGUGAUGGCAGUGCAUUCAACUUUUCUGGCGCAGCCGGUUCCGACAAGAUCGAGAAGGACUUUGAAGAGUUUUACGAGGAGCGUGGCCUUCCUCACGUCCCCUCCCUCUUUACCCUCCGCUCCGACUACGCUGCCUUCCUCGAGAACGGUAUCCCCUCUGGCGGUCUCUUCACCGGUGCCGAAGUCCUCAAGACCGAGGAGGAGGCCCAGCUCUUCGGCGGUGAAGCCGGCAAGCCCCUCGACGGAUGCUACCACCAGGCCUGCGACGACAUCAACAACCUUGCCCACGACGCCUACCUCCUCAACACCCAGAGCAUUGCCAACUCCGUUGCCAAGUACGCCGUCUCUUUCGAGGGUAUCCCCAAGGCCAACGCUACUCUCCGCAAACGCGGUGCUGAGUCGGCAAGGUUCAUGAGCAGGUUCGACCACGGUGGCCAUGAGCACCUUGGUCAGCCUUGCGGUGCUGGAAAGCACGCUAUUUAAAUUUCAAUGUCUAUAAUGAUUUGCUGGGGUGAAAGGAAAUGAUGAGAUGAUACCAUGAGAGAAAUCUUUUGUAAAAGUAGAUGAAGAAUAAUACCCAUUUUUUUGUGUUC
Messenger RNA from Bipolaris maydis ATCC 48331, 1667 nucleotides. RefSeq lists its product as uncharacterized. Lineage: Eukaryota; Fungi; Ascomycota; Dothideomycetes; Pleosporales; Pleosporaceae. Gene Ontology annotation, biological process: proteolysis. The record is from RefSeq and is a predicted model, not a curated record. Gene Ontology annotation, molecular function: aminopeptidase activity; metalloexopeptidase activity.